AUGAAACAGUUGCAAGUUACAGGGUUUGUUUUCUUUUUGACUGAAUCCCUAACCCUGCCCACAAAGCCUCAGGAUGUAGAUUACUUCAGUGUCACUCAGAAAUUUUUAGACGAGAAUGUUGGAUACCUUGCUGUCAUUGCAUUUGCUCAACUCGUUCAGGAAGCAACUUUUGAAGAAGUGGAAAUAAUGCUGAAAGCCGUGGUGGAAUACACAGAUAAGUGCUUGGUUGGUAAGACACUCCCAGAAUGUUCAAAAUCAGCGAAUACUGUUUUACAGGAAACAAUAUGUGCUAUGGAGGGGUUGCCACAAAAGUAUAAUUUUUCACACUGCUGCAGUAAGGUUGACAUUGAAAGAAGACUUUGCUUCCUCUAUAAUAAGAAAGCUGAUGUAGGAUUUCUGCCUCCUUUUCCUACUCUAGAUCCUGAAGAGAAAUGCUAGGCUUAUAAAAAUAACAGAGAAUCUUUGCUAAAUCACUGUAUGUAUGAAAUUGCCGGAAGGAACCCCUUUGUUUUCACCCCUACACCUCUAGCUGUUGCUGCUAGUUUUGAGGAGAUGGCUAAAACAUGUUGCAAAGAACAACACAAAGCCAACUGCUUUCAAACAAGGGCAGCACCUGUUACACAAUAUUUAAAGAUUUUGUCUCCUUAUCAAAAAAAUGUCUGUGGGGCAUUUUUGAAAUUUAGACCCCAAGUCUUAAACUCUGUAAACGUUGCUGUACUCAGUAAAAAAUUCCCCAAGAUUAAAUUUAAGGAACUUACCUCUCUCAUAGAAGAUGUUUCCUCCAGGUACGAUGGAUGUUGUGAAGGGGAUGGUGUGCAGUGCCUUCGUGAGACGGGCAAGGUUAUGAGCUAUAUUCGUUCAAAACAAGAUUCCAUCUCCAGCAAAAUCAAAGAGUGCUGUAAAAGUAAAAUACCACAGCGUGGCAAGUGCAUAAUUUACUCAGAUAAAGAUGAUAGACCAAAGGAUUUAUCUCUAAGAGAAGCAAAGUUUACUGACAACGAAAAUGUGUGUCAAGAACAAGAUAAUGACCCAGACAACGUCUUUGCUGAGUUUCUUUAUGAAUACUCAAGGAGGCAUCCAAACCUGUCUACACCUGAGCUUUUAAGAAUUGCUAGAGUAUACAAGGAUCUCCUGGAAGGUUGUUGAAGCACAGAAAAUCCUCCAGAUUGUCAGAGGCAUGCAGAAGACAAAUUCAAUGAGACAACUGAGAAAAGCCUCAAAAGAGUACAACAAAAAUGUGAACAUUUCCAGAAUUUGGGGAAGGAUGGUUUGAAAUACCACUACCCUGUGAAACUCACAAAGAUCGCCCCCCAGCUCUCCACUGAAGAACUGAUCUCUCUCAGCAAGGAAAUGGUGGCGGCUUUGACUACCUGCUGCACACAAAGUGAAGAGUUUGCCUGUGUUUAUAAUUUGCUGAAUUCAGUUCUUGGAGAGUUGUGUGCAAUAAAUACAAAUUGGACCAUCAACCCUGCUGUGGACCAGUGCUAUAGUACAAACUUUACCUUCAGAAGGCCCUGCUUUGAGGAUCUGAAAGCCAAUAAAACAUAUGUGCCUCCACUGACCUCUCAAGAUUUAUUUGCCUUUCACGCAGACUUGUGUCAGGCUCAGAAUAAGGAGCUGGAGAGAAAGAGAGACAAGCUUCUUGUCAACUUAGUGAAGCUGAAGUGUGAACUCACAGAUGAGGAGCUGCAGACUUUGUUCACAAAUUUUACUAAUGCGGUGGAGAAACGCUGCAAAGUGGAGGGGCCUGAAGACUGUUUUAAUGAAGAGGGUCCAAAAAUUGGCAGCUGA
Messenger RNA from Cynocephalus volans (Philippine flying lemur), 1791 nucleotides. RefSeq names its product afamin (gene AFM). Gene Ontology annotation, molecular function: vitamin E binding. Gene Ontology annotation, cellular component: blood microparticle; cytoplasm. The record is from RefSeq and is a predicted model, not a curated record. Lineage: Eukaryota; Metazoa; Chordata; Mammalia; Dermoptera; Cynocephalidae. Gene Ontology annotation, biological process: protein transport within extracellular region; vitamin transport.